Molecule: messenger RNA, 3049 nt
Organism: Drosophila guanche
Lineage: Eukaryota; Metazoa; Arthropoda; Insecta; Diptera; Drosophilidae
Product: bicaudal D-related protein homolog
Exons: 6
Coding region: 405-2207 (600 amino acids)
Source: RefSeq, a predicted model, not a curated record
UGGGUGCUGGAAUCACUCAAAUCGUAGCUAAAUCUCGACCUAUGCUGGGCUGCAUUUGGGGGCAGCUGCUGCCCAUGGAAAUAUGUUUGGUACUGAGUCCAUCAUCGUCUUGCAACAUCAAAACCAACAACAACAACAACAUCUACAAUUACUACUACUACAACAACAACAAAGUCAUCUGAAUACCUAACCUCGAAAGAAAAGCGAUCAAAAUAACACCCCAGGAAAUCAACAUAAAUCCAAAACAAAAACCAAAAACCGAAAAAACCGAAACAAAUCUUGCAUCUAACUUUGACUCGCUCUCCCCUGUGUGCGUGUGUGUGUGUGUUAUGUCUGUUUGCUUGGUCCAUUAUUGCUCGUAAUACACCACCACUACUACCCUGCCUGCCUGCCCGCUAACGAUCAUGCAUAAACCAAAGCUAGGUAAUGCUAUAACUGCUGCCGCCAUUGCCUCAUCUAUAUCGACCAAAAACAACAACAGCAGCAGCAAAUCGAAACGGGCACGUCAGUUCAGCAAGCCAUCAUCAUUGAUUGGCGGGGGAGGAGCGGCUGCUAGUGAAUCCCUCUACGACCAUCAUUCAUCACUAAUUGGCGACUCAAUUGAUUUAGAACAUUACAUCAGCGCCAUGGAGGCUCGACGACACGACAACGAGCCGGAUGUUUGGGCACAACUCCAGCAGAAGGAGUCGGAUAUCCUGCUCGCCGCCGAGCUGGGCAAGGCGCUGCUCGAGAAGAACGAGGAGCUGGUCAAGCAGCAGGAGAAACUCAUUGAGGAUUAUUCAGCCAAAAUUGAGAAACUUGAACAGGAGAAGCACAUGCUGCGGCAGAAGCUGUCCAUUGCCGAGGAUGAGAGUGAUCAGCGUGUGCUGGAGCUGCAGUCCGAUCUCAACGAGCUGAAGGAGAAGCUACAGACCCAGGACAUGGCCAUUCGGCAGGCGGAGAAGGAGAAGACCAUACUGAUCGACGAGCUGCAGCAUCAGAACACACGGCUCACCGAGCAGAUACAGGAGGCACAUGCCACCGAACUAAAACUCAGCGCACAGAUACAGGAGCUAAAGGAUCAGUACCACUACAGAAACAGCAGCCUGCAGGAUCAUGUCAACAGUCUGGAGUCCAUUAAAACCGAACUCAACCUCACCACCGGCAAGCGGCAGGAACUGGAACGUCGCCUGCAGCACGCCCAGGACGAGAAGGAGAGCCUCACCUCAUCGCUGGAGGAAGCCUCCGACAGAAUACACAUGCUGGAGCGACACGCGCGCGAGCAGGAAACAAAAUUAGAGACCACCCUGCAGGCCUUGGAACGCUCCCAGCGAGAGAACAAUGUCCUUAGCGAACGCUUGGGCGCCGACACUAGCUCCAGCAUGCCUGGAAAAAAGAGUCUGCAGUUUGAAAUGGAGUGCGACGAUGACGAUGGCAGCUAUACGGAAACGGGAAAGCCCAAUCAUAUGUGGGUGGAGGCACGCUCCGUCUACAUACAACUCAAGUCCCUGGUGGACUCUCUGAAAGUCAGCCAUGACGAUGACUCAGGUCUCAACUCGGACAUAUCGCUGGAAUUGGAGUCCAUGGACAACACGAUCUCGAGCACAGAGCGCAAUGAUGGCGGGCACAUGGCCAUUGAGUUCCGACAGGGUAUGCUCUCGUCCAUGUCGGAUGAGCUGACGCGGCUGCUGCUGAACCUGGAUGCGGGCAACUUCAAGAAGAUGCUGGACCAAACAAGGAACCUUGUGCUCGAGCAGGAGGAUGAGAUAAAGCGCAGCCAUCAGCUGAUACAGCAACUGGAGGCGAAGGUGACCGUGACCGAUGUGGAGCUGCAGAAUGUGAAGGAAGAGCGCGAUCAAGCACGCGGCGAUCUGGAGGAUGAUACGAAUCGGGAUGAGCUGCUGACGAAGGCGCAAACGGAGCGCGAUGCGGCCAACGGACGACGCACCAAGGCCGAGGUGGAUCUGGCCAGGACCCGCGUCGAACUGAUGCAGGCCAACAGCCAGCUGCUGGAGUCCAUCCAGCAGAAGGUUGAGCUCUCGCAGCAGCUGGAGCAGUGGCAGAUGGACAUGCAUGAGCUGAUCGACGAGCAGAUGCGCUCCAAGCUGAUAAACAAUCGUCGCGUCCUGGCCACAGAAACCUCCACGCCUCCGCCCAGCAGCAGUGCAGCAGCCAAUCUGGCCAAGCGCGUCUCUAGCUACAAGCUCUGGAGUUUAUUUCAGCGGUAAUUGGACAAACCUGACGACGCGCUGGAAGGUCUAUGCCACUCUCAUAUUCUUAAUGUAGAGAGAGUGCAGUGAAUAAGCUACAUUCAUAUAUAUUUUUAAUAUUUAUACACACAACCAACCAACCAACACAGACACACACAAAAACGAGAGUCCAGGCAUAGACAUAGGCAUGGAGAUCGAUCGAUCUAUCUAUCUAUUAAAUGUAUUAUCUAUUGUACUUGAUUGAUUGUUAUUUGUAUGUAAAUUGAGGCAUUGCAUCGCCCUUCUUCUGUUCGUAGUGAAAUCUGUCUAAUUACGCUUUAUUAAUUUUAAACAAAACUUACCACGUACUCUUCGAUAUGAUUAUUAUAUGAUAGUUAUUGUAAUUUAGACCUUACUCUCGUACCUAUGUUUAAACACAAAACACUCUCUACCCCUCUGCUCUAUCAUACCCCUUUCAGUUUAUCCAGAUUCCUUCUUAAUUGUUAACUGAUAUUCAAAAAUGAAAACAUAUCGCGCCUUUUUGUUCGCGGGCUUUAAAAGUUCGUUUAUGUUUACACAUUUUGCCUUUGAUGAGUCGCAGCAUUUGUUCCCUUGAGAGACAAUAGAGGACGGAACUGUGGCGACUCAUCAGAAACUGUACGUAAGCAAAUCUAAGUGUAAGUGAAGCAUUUAUGUUAUAGCAGAUAUGUUCGUACCAUGAAUAUAUGUAUUUUUCAUACUGGCAACCGUAGAGGGCGCAGCUGAUAAUUAAAACUGUGCAACAGACAAAACUUGCCUUAAUGAACGGACAAUGAAACGGAAAGUUUAACAUUUUAGAUUGUUUAAUUAACAUAACUUACCAAUAAACAUAAACAUACAAA